UCCAUACCGGAAGAAGUUAUUGCAUUACAGAGAAAAUCUGUUGUAGAAAAUACACAUAAAUCUACUUUAAAUUGGAUUAACCAGUUUGAAAAAUAUCAUAAAGAUACCAAUCUUCCUGGUAAAUUAUCUAAUAUUUCAGAUUCAAAGCAACUUGAAGAAGAACUUUGUAAAUACUUUACUAUAUAUCGCAAGACUAAUGGUGAUGAAUAUUCUGUAAUAUCUUUUCAAUCUGCAAUUAAUGCAUUUAAUUGGUAUUUUAAUAGUAAGACAAGCAAAAUCAAACCGAUUGACUUAAAUAAUAAGAAAGCACAUCCUGAUUUUUGGCAAACAUUAAAUAGAAAAAUUAAAACAUUGUCUGCAAGUGGAUAUAAAGAAACUAAUGGAUCUGAUGCUUUAACUAUCGAUAAA
Molecule: messenger RNA, 408 nt
Organism: Racocetra fulgida
Lineage: Eukaryota; Fungi; Glomeromycota; Glomeromycetes; Diversisporales; Gigasporaceae
Source: the annotation of a GenBank genome assembly